AUGCCGGGACGAGUCGCCAGCGGUCGCACUGCUCGCCGGACGACAUGGGCGAAAAGCUUGCGAUCUGCCCGCAACACUUCGCCAGUGCCCGCAGUCCCAGACGAGGGCGAAGACACAACACUGAGACACGCGAUAUGUGGCGUGUUUGCAGACGCGCAGAAGGCGACGGCGGGACACCGGAAGGCGAUCAUCACGUUACGGAGGAUGCAGGAAGCGUGUUGCUAUGAGCCGACGAGCACCAAGAAGCGCAAACAGAGUGACGAGUUGGAAGAGGAGCACUUCAACCGCGAGGUCGUGCGCAUCGUGUUGCGCAUCUUGCCCGUGAGGAAGGCUGAGCCUGUUGGUGACCGAGCUGUACGAUUCUUGGCCGCCUUUCUCAAUGUCGCAAGCGGGAAGGAUAACGAGAUCUACGAGGCGAGCGGCGAGGUCGAGGAGGACACCCUGCCCGAGACGCCGACGAGCAGGCUCACCACACAGAUCUUGAGCGAGCUGUUGCGCGUCAUCCAGGCCAAGGACAAGACGAUCCGAUUCCGCGCCACACAGAUCAUGAGCCACGUCAUCAACAGUCUGGACACCUUGGACGACAGUCUGUUUCACAAAUUGCGGUUUGCGCUGUUGAGGAGGAUACACGACAAAGAGGCGCCAGUGCGAUUGCAGGCCGUGUGUGGCUUGGGACGGUUGGCAGCGGAGGUCGAAGAUGACGAAGAGCAAGACUCCGACUCGGACGACGAUGUUCGAGGAGGUGUUCUGAACAAACUGCUGCAGGUUCUGCAAAACGACCCAUCUGCAGAAGUCCGGAGGAAUCUGCUCUUGAACCUCCCUCUCACGAAGGAACUUCUCCCAUAUCUGCUUGAACGCGCACGAGAUGCAGAUGCCACAACACGACGAGCACUAUACGGACGCCUGCUGCCAGCACUCGGCGACUUCCGACAUCUAAGCAUGACACAUCGUGAGAAGCUGCUAAGAUGGGGUCUGCGAGAUCGCGAUGAGAACGUGCGAAAGGCGACCGCUCAACUGUUCUCACAACGAUGGAUCGAAGACUGUGCUGCUUUGCCCGCUGCUCAGGUAGAGGAAGGGGCAGAGGCAGACAAGCAGAAGGAGGCAGUGCCUUCUCUAGAUGCACUUCUCGAACUGCUUGAGCGCAUCGACCUCGUGAAUAGUGGUCGCGAGGGCGGCAUAGCACUCAUUGCCAUGCACGAGUUCUGGAGUGGUAGACCGGACUAUCUCGACUACGUCUCGUUCCCAGACGCCUUUUGGGAAGAUCUCUCGCCAGAACUCGCCUUCGUCGCACGCACUUUCACCCACUUUUGCCGUUCAGCUACGAAGGAGGACUACAGCCGACCCAAGUCGCUUGAGGUGUUAGUCGACGAGAAGCUGCCUGAGGUGACCAAAUUUGGUUUCUUGCUCCAGCGCGAGAUUCAGAGGCUAAUUGAGGCUACGAUGCUGUCCCAUGAAGCCGGCGAAGAUGAUCCGGAUGCACGACAAGAUGUCGACUACCGCGAGUUUGUCGUCGAGCAAAUGCUUCACAUGGCUCGCACAUUCGACUACAGCGAUGAGGUUGGUCGGCAGAAGAUGUUCGACCUGACGAGACGCGCGCUUGGUCAGCCAGAUCUGCCUGAAGAGGUCACAAGACUGCUCGUGGAAGUGCUGCGUCUCGUCUGUGGCGAGAAUGCAAAGGGCGAGCGAGAAUUUUGUGGCGUUGUGCUUGAGGCCAUCGCAGAAGUCCAUGAUACUAUCAUGGGUGAUGACGAGGCCGAGGACGACAGCAGCACAGUCGACAGCUUCCACUCCGCCACCGAGCAAUUCGAUGGCCAAGUUGAUCAUGAUACAAUCGUGGUCGCGCAGAAGAAGUUCAAGAAGAAGGCGCAAAAGCCUGGCGAUACCGACCCCGAGGCUGCCGCUGAGAAGGCCAUCAAGGAGAUUAUGGUCAACAUGAAGUGUCUACACAUUGCAUUGUGCAUGCUCCAGAACGUGCAAUGCGACUUGGAGGAGAAUGUUCAUCUAGUCACGAUGCUGAACAACUUGGUCGUGCCAGCCGUCAGGAGCCAGGAAGCGCCCAUAAGAGAGCGUGGUCUGUUGUGCCUCGGGUUGUGCUGCCUGCUUGGGAAGAAUCUGGCGCAGGAGAACCUAACACUCUUCCUACACUGCUUCGCGAAAGGACAUCCCGAGCUGCAAGCAAUUGCCCUGCAGAUCAUCACCGAUAUCCUCAUCACUCACCCAACACUGCUCUCCGAUGGUGCCUCUGCCGAUGGCGAUAGUUCAGAACCGCAGAAUGAGUACCUGCGACCACUGAUCAAGGCGUUCAAGAGCUCCCUGAAGUCAGAUCAUCCAGAAGUCCAAGCGACGGGCGCAACAGCGCUAGCAAAGGCCAUGCUUUCGCGACUGAUCACUGACACUGACCUGCUCAAGGCUCUUGUCGUCGCAUACUUCGACCCCGAUAUUCAGAGCAAUCCUCAACUCAGACAGACAUUGACUUACUUCCUGCCUGUGUACUGCCACUCUCGUGCAGAGAACGCUUUGCGCAUGGUAGAAGUGGUUGUCCCUGUGAUGCAGAGACUUGGUCAGCUGAAAGAUCUGGAGGAGGCAGACGUCGAGGAAGAGACCACCGGCGAGGCGAUGGUGAAGAUGGCUAAAAUUGGCGAAAUGCUGCUCGACUGGACAGACCCACGCCGUGUCUUUGGAUUCGCCGAGGCCACUGACUCUGUCGAGAAGGCGCACGGUGCCAACGAGAUCCACUUCGUGCUCGCUGAGAACAUCUUAGACCGUCUCGUUACCGCUGGAAAGAUCGCGAAGGACGAGAAGAAAGUCUUCUUCAGCAUGUUGAACAAGCUACAUCUGCCUCCGACCGGCGCCGAUGCCGAGAGGGUCAAGAGCAUUCUCGAGCUCGCUGCUGAGGCUGUCGAGACAAAGGUCGCGCCUACAGCCACGGACAAGAACGUCCUCACCAAGCUUCAGAACAACCUCAUCAAAAUGAUGCACGAUGUCAUGACAGACGAGCGUGGCGGAGGUGGGGCUGAGGAGACUGUCCUCGACACUACGGAGGCCGCGGAUGUCGACGAUGAGAGUGUUGUGGAAGGUGAUGGCAAUACUACUGUUCAUGUGCGGCCUGGUGCCGCUGAUGAGGACGAUAUUGAUGAGAGUAUCAGCCAGCUUCAAGCAGAGUUGAAGGAUGCUACGCUGGGUGCUACGACUACGGGGUUCGUGCCAGAUGCUGAGGGUACGAGGAUUGGGUUGGGAGAUGGUGGGGAUACGGAGAUGAUGGAUGCUGACGACUAG
This is a messenger RNA of Fulvia fulva, 3276 nucleotides long. Its product is annotated as Condensin complex subunit 3. The record is from RefSeq and is a predicted model, not a curated record. Gene Ontology annotation, cellular component: condensed chromosome; condensin complex. The coding region runs from base 1 to 3276 and encodes 1091 amino acids. Gene Ontology annotation, biological process: mitotic chromosome condensation. The transcript has a single exon. Lineage: Eukaryota; Fungi; Ascomycota; Dothideomycetes; Mycosphaerellales; Mycosphaerellaceae.